Paramecium sonneborni is the source of this 108-nucleotide messenger RNA. The record is from the annotation of a GenBank genome assembly. NCBI's taxonomy places the organism in Eukaryota, Ciliophora, Oligohymenophorea, Peniculida, Parameciidae.
AUGGAUUACAUCAAGGAUCAUAAAUAGCACCAAUGCUAUUCGGUUUGUGCUUCGAUGACUUACUAAAUGAAUGGAGAACCAGAGUUUUCUGGGAAGCCGCUGGAAUGA